GGUUUUCCGUAUGAUAAAGUAGUAUUGGGUGAAAGUUGUGCUUUUGUGAUGGAGUCUGGUGAGGCUGGGGACAGACCCAGGGCGGGGGGGCAGUGUGUAGGAGGGGGCUCCUUAGUGGCAGAGGAGAACUACUUCCUGGGUUACACCUUUACGGACCAUUCCCACUCCAGCCGCGUGGUGCAGAGCAUCAUGGACCUGUGUCUCCAGGACGGGCUGUUUGCUGACGUGACGGUGGUGGUGGAGGGGAAGGAGUUUCAGCUGCACCGACUGGUCCUCUCCGCCCAAAGCAGCUUCUUCAGGUCCAUGUUCACAUCCAACCUGAGAGAGGCUCACACGCGCAGCAUCGACCUGAAGGACGUCAGUGCAUCCGUCUUCCAGCUGCUGGUGGACUACAUCUACCAUGGCACCGUGAAGCUGCGGGUGGAGGAGCUGCAGGACACAUACGAGAUGUCAGACAUGUACCAGCUGACCGCCCUGUUCGAAGAAUGCUCCCGUUUCCUGUCCCGCACUGUGGAGGUCAAGAACUGCCUACAGGUGAUGUGGCUGGCUGAUCGACACAGUGACCAGGAGUUGUACACUGCAGCUAAACACUGUGCUAAGAUCCACCUGGUCCAGCUGCACCAGACUGAUGAGUUCCUCAACCUGCCUCUAUGUCUCCUCAUGGACAUUAUCAAAGAUGGUGUUCCAUCCUCUCAGAACCCCACUGUGGCCAUAGAGUCCUGGAUCAACCACAACAAGGUGGAGAGAGAAGAGUUCUUCACUGUUCUUCAGGAGAACCUCAAGGAGAUCGGCGAGAAGGUGCACGUCUACCUGAUUGGCAAGGAGGAAACGAGGACCCACUCGCUGGCCGUGUCGCUCCACUGCGACCAGGACGACGCCAUCAGCGUCUGCGGUCAGAACAGCCUGUGUCACCAGAUCACGGCCGCCUGCAAACACGGGCCGGACCUCUACGUGGUGGGCGGCUCCAUCCCGCGGCGCAUGUGGAAGUGCAACAUGCAGACUAUGGACUGGGAGCGCUGCGCCCCGCUGCCCCGGGACCGCCUGAACCACGCCAUGGUCUCCGUGUACCCGCAGGACACCGUCUACAGCCUGGGCGGGAAGACGCUGCAGGACACCCUGUCCAACGCCGUCAUCCGCUACGCCGUCACGGACAACGUGUGGACGGAGACCUCGCCGCUGGAGACGGCCGUGUCCGGCGCGGCCGGUGUCAACCUGGGCGGGACCAUCUACCUGCUGGGCGGCGAGGAGAACGACAUGGACUUCUUCACCAGGCCGUCGCGCCUCAUCCAGUGCUUCGACACGCAGACCCAAAGGUGCCGGGUGAAGCCGUACGUGCUGCCGUUUGCCGGGCCGAUGCACGCGGCCGCCCACAUGGACCUGCUGUUCAUCGUGGCGGAGGGCGACUCGCUGGUGUGCUACAACCCGCUGCUGGAGAGCUUCACGCGGCUGCGCUUCCCCGAGGUGUGGAGCUGCGUUCCGUCCCCGUGGCGGGUGGCCAGCUGCAAUGGCUGCGUCUACGUCUUCCGGGAGCGCUGCAAGAAGGGCGACGCCCACACGCUCAAGUUCAACCCCGCCACGUCCGUGGUCUCCGUGAUAAAGGGCAUUAAGAUACUGCUGACCAAGUGGGAGUUUGUCCUGGCCUGAGCACAUUUCGGAUUUAAGAAAGAGAAUUCGCCCUGUAGUACACUGAUUGGCUGGUUCUCUAAUUUCCUGGACCUGCAACCAAUCAAUGAUGGGGGGGAGGGCUUAUUGAAAGCUGUGUGCUAGGGGGAAUCAGAUACAUCUUACUUGCAGUCUUUGGUUCUUAUACACAUUGUCGCACCUAUACAUCCCUUUGUAGAUGUCACGUUCCUGUGAUGUCCGUAAAGCCAAGUUCCUUAUCCAGUAUUCUUUAGCCCAAUCGUAUCAUCUCUUUUGGCAAAGACUGGUCAUCAGAAAUAGUCUAUGUUGCCCAGUCUAACAUGGGCGUGCCAGUGAAGAGGUGGUGGACAUGUGUUGUCGGUACCGAGGGUGACGUAGACCCUUGCCUGGUCCCCGACGCUAACGUCCACCAUAUCAAAUGACAUCGCAUCAGAUGGCACAGAAUUGUCACUAUGGUGCAUCCAAGCAGUAGUUCUUCGGACCGGAGAACUUUCAACAGUAGACACUUUUAUUUGAGCCCUCCUGAUGUCAGUCAGUACCAAGCCCGCCGUGGGUUGAAUCAAGUCAGGUUGUCCAGUCCGCACAGUCGGACGUCAAAUGGGUACAGAUCAGACCCCGCACUAAGGCCUGGUUCACUCAUGUCCACCGGACCUUCUUGUAGGCGAAAUCUCCAAGGUGGGUUUCUCUACCAUGCUCACAGAUGUUAUCCCGUCUCCGAGGGUGGUUUCUCUACCGUGCUCACAGAUGUUAUCCCGUCUCCGAGGGUGGUUUCUCUACCGUGCUCACAGAUGUUAUCCCGUCUCCGAAGUGGGUUUCUCUACCAUGUGUAGAAGGCAGUUGUUUUCAGUUCUCCGUGACAUCACAAUCAGAAUUAGCAAAUUGUCUAUUUUUAUUUUGCGCAACACAUCCAGGGGAAAAUGAUCUGUAAAAAACAAGUAACGACAACAGAGUGGUAGAUAACAGAACGCUUCCCCAGGGGUUGACAGAACAUUAUCGACUGGCGUCUCAGUCCUGGACUAACAAAUCAAGAUCAAUUGGAAUCACCGUAGCAUCCACAAGACCAGCAUCUUCUCAUUUAUUGCAUAUGCACACAACCUAUUCAUUGUUUUCUAAACCUUUGUAACUUUCCAUGCUGUACGUGUUAAUUAAAUUAAUUGAUAUUGUACCUGUUUGUAUCUAUCUGUCUUUGCACAUAUCAGGUUGAGCUGCGAAAUGAUUGGCCAAUGCAGUGACACUACUUAUGACCUUAUACUUUGAUACCUGCAAAUUAACUCUGUUUUUGUAUUGUUCUCUCUGCUUUUAAAUAUAUUUAUGUAUAUCCCUAACAUAUAUAAAUAUAUAUGUUAGGGAUGCGCUGAUACCUCAUUUUCAUUGUCAAUACUAAUUCUGAGUACUGAGCUCGGCCAUUACCCAUUGGAUACUGUGUGUUUUGUUUACGUGCCAUUAUUGCCAUAAUUCUUCCACAUGAUUGAAUGGUAGGUCAUUCAACGUUUUAUUAGCAACUUUCUCAGUUUUUGAGAUUAUGGAAUUUACACCAUUUAAAAAAUCCAGUCUUAUUAAAAUAUGUUAAAAUACACUUCAAGGCAGAGCAAGGCAUUUGUGAAAAUUCUGUAGCAAUGCAGAAUGGGAAAGUGGAUAUUUGGACAAAUAAAUCACUGCAGUGAAAAUUAGGCAUGUGACAAACUGACAGUUUUCCUUGAAGUUUGUACAAGCAUUUUCUUUUCAUUUUCUUUGUUAUCGGUAUUUUGUUAUCGGUAAGCUUAACUUCUCUUUGCAACAUUUCCAAGUACUAGUUUUACUAGUGGCUGUUUCAAGGGUAAAGUCAUUCCAGA
Esox lucius (northern pike) is the source of this 3473-nucleotide messenger RNA. It is a transcript of the gene kbtbd4, whose product is annotated as kelch repeat and BTB (POZ) domain containing 4. The transcript is spliced from 7 exons. The coding region runs from base 49 to 1644 and encodes 531 amino acids. NCBI's taxonomy places the organism in Eukaryota, Metazoa, Chordata, Actinopteri, Esociformes, Esocidae. Gene Ontology annotation, molecular function: protein binding. The record is from RefSeq and is a predicted model, not a curated record.